AUGUCUCCUUCCCAACUUAUGGCCCGUUCUUUGUUUUUGGUGCUGUGGACGGAGGAGGGGGGGCAGGGAUUCAUACCUACUCCCCGCGCCAGUUAUUUCGUUGCCCGGAGCUCUGUGUCCAAAGUUAUGCCCCAAUCUUCCUCCUCGGCACUCUACAGGGAGGAAGAGGGAAAGGAACUCUUAUCCACUCCCCGCACCAUUCAUUUUGCUGCCCGCACCUCUCGGUCCAAAGUUAUGCCCGAAUCUUCCCCACGGGCGCUGUAUAGGGAGGAGGGGGGAUGGGGAUACAUACCUACUCCCCGCACCACUCAAUUCGCUACCUGGAGCUCUCAGUCCAAAGUUAUGCCCGAAUCUUACCCACGGGCGCUGUAUAGGGAGGAGGGGGGACGGGGAUACAUACCUACUCCCCGCACCACUCAAUUCGCUACCCGGAGCUCUCAGUCCAAAGUUAUGCCCGAAUCUUACCCACGGGCGCUGUGUAGGGAGGAGGGGGGACUGGGAUACAUACCUACUCCCCGCACCAUUUAUUUCGCUGCCCGCACCUCUCAGUCCAAAGUUAUGCCCGAAUCCCCCCUCCCCCCCGCAGCUCGCUCCCGCUCCACUUUUUUCGUCUCCCGGGUCAAACCUGCACAAGCUACACCUGAAAACAUCACUGUGGGUAGCUUAGAGAGGGUGGAGGAGACUCACAGCUCGCUCCCGCGCUAUUCAUUUUGUCUCCCGGGCCAAAACUGCUCGACCUAUGUCCCAAAACAUAACUCUGGGUCUCUUAAAGAGGGUGGAGGAGCUCGCUCCCGCGCUACUCAUUUUGUCUCCCAGGCCAAAACUGCUCGAAUUAUGCCCAAACACCCCAUCCUGGGUCCUGCACGCUUAGGCCGCUAUCGUUUGGCCUCGGUCUUUUAG
Molecule: messenger RNA, 900 nt
Organism: Suillus paluster
Lineage: Eukaryota; Fungi; Basidiomycota; Agaricomycetes; Boletales; Suillaceae
Exons: 9
Coding region: 1-900 (299 amino acids)
Source: RefSeq, a predicted model, not a curated record